Molecule: messenger RNA, 1677 nt
Organism: Suncus etruscus (white-toothed pygmy shrew)
Lineage: Eukaryota; Metazoa; Chordata; Mammalia; Eulipotyphla; Soricidae
Gene: SOX4
Product: SRY-box transcription factor 4
Exons: 2
Coding region: 193-1677 (494 amino acids)
Biological process (GO): cell differentiation; positive regulation of transcription by RNA polymerase II; anatomical structure morphogenesis
Molecular function (GO): RNA polymerase II cis-regulatory region sequence-specific DNA binding; DNA-binding transcription activator activity, RNA polymerase II-specific
Source: RefSeq, a predicted model, not a curated record
GCGCUCCAGCCUCUCCUGGCUGCGUUUUUACGCGCUCGGUACCCUUGGGCCCGGGCCUUCGAGGAGGAGUUGAGGGGUGUCCUCCGACUCGGGGGGGUGCUCGGCCUUGGCCCCGGGGAGCCGGGAGGACCCGGCGAUCGUGCCGGAGGAGGUAGAAGAAGAGGAGGAGGAGGAGGAGGGCAAGCCGGGGCCAUGGUGCAACAAACCAACAACGCGGAGAACACCGAAGCGCUCCUGGCCGGCGAGAGUUCGGACUCCGGCGCCGGCCUGGAACUGGGCAUCGCGUCUUCGCCCACUCCCGGGUCCACGGCGUCCACGGGGGGCAAAGCCGACGAUCCGAGCUGGUGCAAGACCCCCAGCGGCCACAUCAAGCGGCCCAUGAACGCGUUCAUGGUGUGGUCGCAGAUCGAAAGGCGCAAGAUCAUGGAACAGUCGCCCGACAUGCACAACGCCGAGAUCUCCAAGCGGUUGGGCAAGCGUUGGAAGCUCCUCAAGGACAGCGACAAGAUCCCUUUCAUCCGGGAGGCGGAGCGGCUGCGUCUCAAGCACAUGGCCGACUAUCCCGACUACAAAUACCGGCCUAGGAAGAAGGUGAAAUCGGGGAAUGCCUCCUCCGCCUCCUCCUCCUCCUCCUCCUCCAAGCAGGGGGACAAGGGAGACCAUCACCAUCCCCACAAAGUCGGCGCUAGUAGCUGCAACAGCAACAGUAACUGCAACAGCAACGCCGGCAGCAACUGUAACGGCUCCAAAGCGGCCCCCAAGAAAAGCUGCGCUUCCAAAGUGGCCGGAGGCACCGGGGGCAUCAGCAAACCUUACGCUAAGCUCAUCCUAGCCGGGGGCAAGUCGGCUGCCACUGCUGCUGCAGCGGCCUCCGGCUCGACCACUCCUAGCCACUCCAGCGCCUUUGCUGCCGCCGCUGAGCAAGUAGGCACCGCCACCCUGUUGCCCCUGGGCACCACCGAGCUGUACAAGGCACGGACUCCGGGUUCCAGCAAUGCCUUGGUCUCCUCCUCCUCUGCAACCUCUUCUGCUGCUGCUGCUGCUGCCUUGCAGCACCACUCCAGCAAGCACCUGGUGGCCGAUGGCAAGAAGGUGAAACGCGUCUACCUGUUUGGAGGCCUCGGGGGCGCUUCGGCGGGCACCAUAGGCACCCCCGCAGUGGAUCCCAGCGAUCCACUGGGUUUGUACGAGGAUGGGGUCGGUGCCAGCUGCUCCCCCGACGGCCGCAGCAGCAGCAGCAGCGCCGGGUCCUCCCCUGCUGCAGGCCGCUCGCCCGCAGAGCACCGGGGUGGGCCCUAUGCAGCAGGCCUGCGGGCCACCUCGCCUGCCCCUUCCAGCGCGCCUUCGUGCCACUCGUCUUCUUCUUCUUCUUCUUCAUCGUCCACGUCGUCUUUAUCCUCCUCGUCGUCGUCGUCGGGCUCGUCCUCUUCGUCCUCCUCCGACGACGAGUUCGAGGACGACCUCCUCGACUUGCACCCCAGCUCGAACUUCGAGAGCAUGUCGCUGGGCAGCUUCAGCUCCUCGUCGGCGGCUCUCGACCGGGACCUGGAUUUUAACUUCGAACCGGGUUCGGGUUCGCAUUUCGAGUUCCCGGAUUAUUGCACCCCCGAGGUGAGCGAGAUGAUCUCGGGCGACUGGCUCGAAUCCAGCAUCUCCAACCUGGUUUUCACCUACUGA